GAUGAUUUCAUUAUUGGCUGCAUUACCCCGAUUCAUCAUGUCAUAGUCCAUAGUACUGGAAAAGUUGCAGAAGCAAGCGAGUCGAAAUUACCGUCAAAAGAUGGUUCCUUUCUGUUUCAGAAUGAAAUAUUCAGUCCAACAUCGCCAGUGGAAAUCUCAAAGGCCGCCUCAAUCAUAGAAUCGGAUAUGGAAAAGUAUUUGGACGAGCUCAGAGUCCAAGAACCGUGUGCGCGAAGAGUGUCACAUCAUACAGUUAGUCUCAAGUGGAAGCUACCCAAAGUAAUCGAGGAAAUAAUAGGAUACGAAAUACUGGUUGACGGCAAAUCUAUUGAAACAAUAGUCAAUCCAAGACGCUGCAUGGCAGUUAUCAGCUGCCUCCCUCCCGUCCAGCGACUCCUGAUCACCAUCCGCACCAUCACCAAAACAGGCCUGCAGUUUCUCCCUUGCACCUCUAUCGGAUAUCACCCGCGUGAUAAUACAUAUAUAUGCGUUUAAAAGUUAAUAGCUGAUCAUGACACUAUUUCCCUAU
Cydia strobilella is the source of this 529-nucleotide messenger RNA. RefSeq lists its product as uncharacterized. The transcript has 4 exons. Gene Ontology annotation, molecular function: protein binding. NCBI's taxonomy places the organism in Eukaryota, Metazoa, Arthropoda, Insecta, Lepidoptera, Tortricidae. The record is from RefSeq and is a predicted model, not a curated record. The coding region runs from base 187 to 495 and encodes 102 amino acids.